Acaromyces ingoldii is the source of this 1122-nucleotide messenger RNA. Its product is annotated as S-adenosyl-L-methionine-dependent methyltransferase. Gene Ontology annotation, molecular function: S-adenosylmethionine-dependent methyltransferase activity. The transcript has 2 exons. The coding region runs from base 1 to 1122 and encodes 373 amino acids. The record is from RefSeq and is a predicted model, not a curated record. NCBI's taxonomy places the organism in Eukaryota, Fungi, Basidiomycota, Exobasidiomycetes, Exobasidiales, Cryptobasidiaceae.
AUGGCGGCCUUUGCAUCGUCUGGCUUUGAUGCCGAAAGGUACUUUUCGAGCCGACCGACGUACAGCCAAAAGAUCUUUGACCUCAUCUACGCCUACCAUGACUUACACCGAGGCAGCAGCGGCGAUAGAGACAAGCCUGCUGCAGCCGUGGCAGGGGGCUACGACACUGCGCUGGACCUUGGGUGCGGGCCUGGCCAGUUGUCACACCCUCUGCUGGCGCGAUUCCGGCAUGUGAUCGGGAUGGACCCCUCGGCCAAGAUGCUGGAGCAGGCUAGGUCCGUGCGCGAACCGUGGAAGGUGUUUGCUGGUGGACAACGGCCGCCCGAGGCGCACACGAUUGAGUUUCGACAGGGGACAGGGGAGCAGACGGGCUUGGAGAAUCAUUCGGUCGAUUUGGUCACUGCCGGCGUCGCUGCCCAUUUGUUCGACUGGUUCGCGGAGCCCGAUGGCCAGCGUGUGUGGCGAGAUCUGGCGCGCAUCAUGCGGCCACAUGCCUCGGUCUGCUUCUUUGGCUAUUACUGCGGCCACGUCCGCGACGCCAAGAUGGCCCGCUUCAACGAAUUGAUGGUCCGCGUCUUCUCCGACGAGGACAAGCUGGGGCCUUACUAUCGGGAUGAGGGCCAACGUGAGGCCCCUGCCGGCUUUGUCAAGACCUUUUACGAUCCCAUGCCGCACCCAUCGGGCCCGCAAUGGGUUCAGGAGGCAACCACGCACCUCAAACUCGAGGUGGACCCGUCGCUCGAGCGGCAGACCACUCCCUCCUCAGAGCCUGUUCCAGCGUGGGUCAAGGAUGUCCUGGGAGACGAAGCCAGGUCACCCAUGGUCAUGAGAAAACCACUGCGUUUCCGCCUGGGCCUCUUCCGGACCGCUUCGGGCUACACCAAGUUCCUCGAGGCGCACCCGGAUCAGGUGCCGCUAGUGGCCAAGAACGAGGAUGCAUGCCAGAAGUGGGCCGAGGAGGCUCGAUGGGCCCAGGCGCGCCUUACAGCCGCUCAGCAGCUGGAUAAAGACGAGUCUGCAGUCAAUGACGACGAAGCGAGGCAGUAUCUCGUCGACUGGGACAAAGAGGUGGACUUCUACUUUCCCCUCGCCGUACUCCUCUGUAAGCGAUCGUCGCAGUGA